Entrophospora candida is the source of this 1896-nucleotide messenger RNA. The record is from the annotation of a GenBank genome assembly. Lineage: Eukaryota; Fungi; Glomeromycota; Glomeromycetes; Entrophosporales; Entrophosporaceae.
AUGGUAAAAGUAGGGGAAGUUAUUUUUUCUUUAAUUUUCAAACUUUUGGCUAUUAACUGGGUUAAAGUUGUUUUACCCACUCCUAAUUCUCCUUGGAGUAGCAAGAAAGUAUUAGGCUGUAAUUUGGUUUUGCCCAUCUAUAUACCAAAGGAUAUUACAGGAAAAGGAAACAAUAGAUUAGGUAACAAUAUGCCUCUGCUACCUUACAAAUACAUUAAAGAAAAAAUUUCUUUACCAAAAAUUACUCCACAGGAAUUAGCAGAAAAACUUAGUUAUUAUGGUCUAGAAACGGAAGUGGUUGAACAUGGGAGAGUGGAGAAUUUCAUUAACGUAGAAAUCAACAGCCAUAAUUGUCGAGAAUUUCAUUUGGGUCUAGUAGAGAAUAUUAGAGUUAAAGAAAUAGAUGCUGGUAAUUUGGUAAUGCUAGAAACUGGACAGCCAAUUCACAUUUUCGAUUAUGAUGCUUUGCCAGAAAGGAAGAUUAUCGUUUGUCAAACUCAGAGGAAAGAAGAAAUAGAAACGUUUCAGGGGCAAAAAUUAGCACUUAAUUCAGAAGAUAUAGUAGUAAGUUCAGGAGAAAAAAUUAUUAAUUUGGCAGGGAUUAUUGGAGUUAAAGGUUUUGCUAUAAAUUCACAAUCGAAAAAUAUUCUUAUUGAAUGCGCAGAUUUUAAUCCUAAAGUUAUUCAAAAAACUGCUAAGAGACUGAAUAUUUCGACUAUCGCUAGUCAAUUUUUUUGCCGGAAAGGUAAUUUUUUACCAUUAAAGCAGGUUUUACAAAGAGUAAUUUCUCUUAUUAUCGAAACUUACCAAGGAGAUUUAAGUUCUGGAACAAUUUUUUCUUAUCAGGAGGCAGAAAAAAUUCCGCUACAAUUAAAAUUCUCCUAUCAGAAAAAAGGAAAUGUUUAUUACGUCACUAUACCUUUAUCAAGACCGGAUAUUACUAUUGCAGAAGACUUAUUGGAAGAAUUGUUAAGAGUUUAUGAUUAUAACAAAGUAGUUACUCAGCGGAUAGAGCGUUUGCUUGCGGAGCAAAAGGAAAUGGUAAAAAAAAUAGAAAAUAUUUGCUUUGCUUUAAAAGAUCAGGAACAUAAUCCUAAAAUUAAGGAAGGAGAAUUAACCAUUCAAAGUUUAGAAAAAAAGAAGAUUAGUCAAGAAAAUUUUUUUUGGCUAGAAACUGAAAUGCGAGUGGAAGAAAUUAAGGAAGAUUUGUUUACUGAUAAGGGAGAAAAAGUAGUUAAGAAUGAAAGUAAUUUGCUUGAAGUAGAAAUAGAACCAAUGGAUUUUUACGAGGAAGGUUUAAUUGAUAAACUGAUAUUUCAAGGAGAAAAAAUUAACCAAUAUCGUGAUUUAAUUGUGAGAAAUCUCGGAAAAGAGUUUAAAAUGUCCAAUAGAUCGUUUAUUCUUGGUACUCCUAAGCAGCCAAUAAAUACUAAUAAAUGGAAAGAAGAAGAUAAAAUUGAGUUGUCUGAAAAGAAAAAAACCAAUGGCAGGCCAGAGAAGUCCAUUUCUGAAAUAGGAAGUUCCCUCGCUGGAUAUUACCAAGAAAAUAACAUCAAAUCAGCGAAGUUGUCAGAUGAAGACCAGAAAUUUUUAGACCUUGUUUUUAAUAGCGGUGAGAAGAAAUCUGAAAAAGAUUUUUCUAAUCGCCAAGAAAUAAUUUUAGAAGGGAGAAACAAAGUUAUCUGUAAAAAACGUAAUAAUAGCGGUUCGCUUUCUUUCGGCGGUGAUUUUACUCCCUUGGAAAACGGAGAACUUCCAGAAAUUCCCGAAGCCUCACGGACAAAGAUUAAUGGAGUAGAUAUUGGUAAAUUUUUCGAAAAAAUUGGUAAAAAUUCUAUUUCUAGGCAAGAAAUAGGCAUUAAUGAGACCGGAGUAGAUGACAACAAUUUCAAUUGA